GCGUGUUGCGUUGCCAGGAUACAGCAGCACCUAGUUGCCAGCUCCAUGGUUGCUAGCUGCUAACAGGCAUUGACGCAGAUAAAGGCGUUCAGAGUGAACUCAGACAGUUAGAGAGAUAUUUCAAACAAACAAGGAGAGUCACUUUAUCGUUGUAGGCGCUUGUAUCCGUUCAAGCGUGCGUUUGUUGUCUCGGACGGUUUAAAACCUCCGGUGGUGUGAUUCGUUGUUAGAUGCUAGCUGGGUGGCCAAUGCUAGUCGGUCAUAAAACCUGUAGCAGCAGUUAAACGGUUCACUCAGUCUUAAGUGCAUCUAACGGGUAGACACAUUUCUGGAACCUUAGCUAGCUAGUUGGUUUCACCCGGUAAUCCGUUAGCGUCCUAUGGAGCGGGCUGGCCGGGGGAAAGACACCCGACUGCUGAAGAACCAGCCGUACGACGAGAGCCUGGAGGUGAAUGACCCUGAUGAGGAGGCGAGCGUCUACAGCCCGAUUCCCCUCAGCCAGCGUCAGCCAGAGUCCAGGAGGAGCAGGAAAGGGCGUGGCCUGAUGUCGGCCAACAGUGACGAGUUUACUGAGGACCUCAAGCAAAAGAGGCCCAACAAGCCCGCCGGCGGCCUGCCUGGCGUCAGUCCGAACGGAGAGGAGGAGGAGGAGGACGACGAGGAGGAGGAGGAAGAGGAAGAGGAGGACUCCGAUGAAGAUGACUCAGACGAUGACGACGAGCUGGGCGAGGCCCCCGAGGGCGCGUACAACCCCGCCGACUACGCCAACCUGCCCGUCAGCACCGAGAUCAAAGAGCUGUUCCAGUAUAUCACACGCUACAGCCCUCAGCCCAUCGAGCUGGAGCACAGCCUGAAGCCCUUCAUCCCAGAAUUCAUCCCAGCUGUCGGUGACAUCGAUGCCUUCCUGAAGGUGCCGAGGCCGGACGGUAAAGCGGACGACCUGGGUAUGCUGUGUCUGGACGAGCCCAGCGUGAAACAGUCGGACCCCACGGUGCUGUCGCUCUGGCUGUCAGAGGAGACCAAGCAGCACGGAGCCAGCGAGUUGAAGAAGGUGACGAGUGUAGCCAGCCCCCAGUCCAACCCUCGGGCGGUGGACAGCUGGGUGGAGAGCAUCAGCGCGCUGCACCGCUCCAAGCCCCCGGCCAGCGUGCAGUACAGCCGCGCCAUGCCGGACAUCGACAGCCUGAUGCAGGAGUGGCCCGCCGAGCUGGAGGAGCUGCUGGGCCGCCUGCAGCUGCCGCCCGCCCGCCUCAACUGCAGCCUGGCCGAGUACACCGACGCCAUCUGCGGCCUGCUGGACAUCCCCGUUUACGGCAGCCGGAUCCAGUCUCUGCACCUGCUGUUCAGCCUCUACCUGGAGUUCAGAGACUCGCAGCACUUCACGCGCAGAGCUUAGGAAGAGGCUGGAGGAUCUACAUCAGAGGGACACGCCUGGGGGGGGAGAUGGAGGAAGAACUGAAAGCUGACAUCCUGAUUUUAAAGUCUGUAUUCCGGCUGCUUUGCUUAUGUUCCUCAAAGUGUCACAGACAGGGUUCAAAAUUAACUUUUUCAUCCACCAAAUGGAUAGAUAGAUUACUGUCUUUUUUUGGGCCGGUGAGUGAAGCAAAUUUUCCAGCCCAUUGCAUAUUUUAGCAGCAUUUGGCUGGUAAACUGUGCUAAUUUUGAGCCCUGGUCCCAGCAGUUGUUUAUUGGUUCAGAAAUUCUGGGAUCAUAAGUGAGACAUUCUCAGUUUGUGUUCUGUUUUCCUUUUAUACUGUCAAACUUUCAAAUAUAUUAUAACCUUAUACAGCAGCUAUGACGUCUAAUUCCUUUGCACAAUAGCUAUCGCUCAGGUUAGACCAACGAACUGAUAGCUAGAGCAACCGAGGGAAGUCGUCCAUCACACAGAGCUGGUUUUAAGUCGUCACGGUAUGAAGAAGAGAAAAAAAAAAGUGUUCUGGGAUUGGCUCCCACAGACCGUUCCCCAACUCCUAAAAUACCAACGCUUUGUCUGGGUCUGAUAUCCAUGCACACAUGCCCGGACCGGCUAUUGACUAAGGACAGAGAAGCUUCUAUUAGACACACAGCAGGAAUGUGACUUCAUUCUCUGCUCAGGACACCAUUAUACUCCACUAUAUCUUUAAAUACAUGGCAAAUAUACCAGCACAUUUCACCUAGCAAUCUCAAUAAUGAACAGAAACAAAUUCAAGAAAAAUGUGUGAAAAGUAAUCUGGGGAAGUUUUUUUUUGCCCCAUCGGUGCUCGGAUGCUGGCCUACAGUAUACUUCUAGUUCUUUAGCCACAUUUUCAUGAUUGCGUGUUACUUACUAAAGGAAGAGUAUGAAGGGGUUUUCAACAUUGUGGUGAUUAGUACUUUUGCUGCGCUCCAUUUACCUUCCCUUUUAAGUCAGAGGUCAGAAGUGGGAAUGACAUCCCACCAAGUUGACUGCGUUCCUGUUGCAAGUCAGAAAUAAAACGGGCUAGGGGGAAUCUAGUUAGCAACAUUGAUAAUCCAUGUGCGGUCAUUUGCGCACGCAAACGCCAUGUCCCCAGAUAGCAGAUGGGACAAGUACUGUGUGUACCGCCCAGCACACAGGAAACAUUGGAUCUGCUAUUGUAGCCCCGAGUUACAGUGGAGCUAUAUGCUAUAUUGAUGGCUGUGGAAUGGGUGGGAGA
Molecule: messenger RNA, 2654 nt
Organism: Perca flavescens (yellow perch)
Lineage: Eukaryota; Metazoa; Chordata; Actinopteri; Perciformes; Percidae
Gene: ift46
Product: intraflagellar transport 46 homolog (Chlamydomonas)
Exons: 5
Coding region: 380-1396 (338 amino acids)
Biological process (GO): cilium assembly; intraciliary transport
Cellular component (GO): microtubule organizing center; motile cilium; intraciliary transport particle B
Source: RefSeq, a predicted model, not a curated record